Paramecium tetraurelia is the source of this 1255-nucleotide messenger RNA. RefSeq lists its product as uncharacterized. Gene Ontology annotation, molecular function: protein binding; snoRNA binding. The record is from RefSeq and is a predicted model, not a curated record. The transcript has 6 exons. Gene Ontology annotation, cellular component: small-subunit processome. NCBI's taxonomy places the organism in Eukaryota, Ciliophora, Oligohymenophorea, Peniculida, Parameciidae.
ACAAAACAACAAAAAAAAAAUCAUUAAACAUGAAUCAAUCGAUUCAGAAUACUUGGAUGAAUUGGAAAAUCAAAAGCCCCAAUAAAUUUCAGAUAGAAGUGACAGUGAAAUUGAUGAAACCGAAGACAAUAGAAGAUUGAGAUUGGCUAAAUAAAUAUUGUAACAAACCAAACAAGAAUUGAAAUCCAAAAACGAUGACUUUUUUCAAGAUCAUCAUGACAUUCACAUGAAUGAUGAAGACAAAAGAUUAAAUGUAGCCCUACUAGAGAAAUUUGCUGAAAAACACACCAUCUAUCAAUCAUAAAUCCAAAAAUUCGAUCGUCAAUUCAAUCGAGAAAUCUACAAAGGUCAUCUUCGAGCCAUCACUUGCACUUAAGUGGAUGAAUUCGCUUAACACAUGUAUUCCUGUUCCAAAGAUUCGAGCAUCAUCAAAUGGGACCUAGAAACCAAGAAGAAGGAAUUCAUCUAGAGAGAAGUAGGUAAACACGGAGAUGGCCAUUACGAUGAAGUCCUUUCCAUUUCCCUCAAUUUCGAUGGCAAAAUCUUGGCUAGUGCUGGCAAGGAUCACUCCAUCAAAUUGUGGGAUACUACAUCCAAUAAAUUGAUCGAAACACUCAAACAUCAUAAAGCUCCCAUUUAUGGCGUGAAAUUCGGAUACAACUCCAAUAAUCUAUGCAGUAUCUCUUGCGAUAGAACCUUCAUCCAAUGGGACGCAGCCUAACGAGCUUAUAUUGACACAUUUUUUGGACAUAGCACAGAAGCAAAUGACAUCGAUUGCUUUAAUGCUGAUGACUUCUUGAGUUGCGGCUAUGAUAGAUAAAUGAUUCAAUGGAAAACUAAGUCAGGUGGACAACUUCUAUACAGUGGACACGAAUAAUCCAUCGAUUGCAUCAGGGCUAUAACUCUGGACACCUUUGCUACUGGUUCAGUCGAUGCCAAUGUCAAUUUGUGGAAUGUCAAAAAAAGGAAGCCUCUAUUUGAACUCCACAAACCUCAUGGCGACAGAUGGAUAACUGCGCUGGGAACCGUUUACAAUAGUGACCUUCUGGUUUCGGGAUCCUAUGAUGACAAUCUGAACAUCUACAAGGUCACGAACAAGGACAUUACAAAAGUCAGGUCUUUGCAGAGUUUUGGAAUCGUUAAUCACAUCAAUGUGUUUGAUAAUAAGAUCCUCACUGUUGAGAGUCAGGAACAUCGUUUGGGGAGGUGGGUUACUUCAACGAAAAGCAAAAAUUUAAUUGUGUUGUAUUUAUGA